Daldinia caldariorum is the source of this 2685-nucleotide messenger RNA. Its product is annotated as BCS1 N terminal-domain-containing protein. Bases 460 to 2331 code for a protein of 623 amino acids. The transcript is spliced from 6 exons. Lineage: Eukaryota; Fungi; Ascomycota; Sordariomycetes; Xylariales; Hypoxylaceae. Gene Ontology annotation, biological process: mitochondrial respiratory chain complex III assembly; protein insertion into mitochondrial inner membrane from matrix. Gene Ontology annotation, molecular function: ATP binding; ATP hydrolysis activity. The record is from RefSeq and is a predicted model, not a curated record. Gene Ontology annotation, cellular component: mitochondrial inner membrane.
UAAGUAGUAUAUGCACCCCACAAAGUAUACUCAGCUGUAUCUAUUGCACAUCGAAUCAUGGCCACAUCAUAAGUUCCCUGCUGCUUCGUUAAAAUCUGAUUCGCGCCGAUCUUAGCCUUCAAAGGACUGAUAAUAGGCACCACAGCCAGAAAACCAGUCAUACUUGAUCCAAUGAGACACAAUAGUCGCCACAUCCAUAUAUUAGGUAAACUUUAUACCCGCGCGGCCGACAAAUCCUCCUGUCUGCCUAGUAGGUACUUCAGAACAAGGCUGAAAGGCAACUCUGCUUCUGAACCUGCUUACUUGAGCUUCUAUAUAAGAAGACAUCCGUCCUUCCUAACUAUUCGUUGGAUAUCCCAAACCACCAACCAGAUCAACCAUCGGCUCAGUAGAAUAGAAUAGGUGUUUUACUUGUUACCUAAGGUAUAUGUGAUACACACACCAGUCUCCACGGUGAAAAUGGACUACGGCGCCGUCUUUAGCAGCCUACUUCCGGGCACAAACGGCAAUAUAUCAGAUGCCACGGGCAAUGCCUCGGCAACAGGCACCACGCAACAUGCCAAAGUAGUCGAGAGCGUCCUGGCUCUGGUCGGACUGCGGGGUAUGGCGCCCAUCUACGGCUUCAUAGGGGGGUGGCUGGGGUUCGAGCCGUCAAACCUGCUCGCCGUGAUGGGCGUCUUCUGGGCUCUCAACAAUCUGGUACGGCAGAUGCAUUGGUUUCUGCAAAAGGCGUUGACGGGGUAUUUCAUGAGCAGCGUGCACAUCCGGAACGACGACGACAUCUACGACCACCUUAUGGACUGGCUCGCGACGCAGCCCAGGCUGGUGAACUCGCGAAAUCUGGUCGCCGAGACGGCGAGCAAGAGGUCCUGGGACGAGGAUGCGACGAGCGUCGCUAAGGACAGUUCUGGUCGCUACCUCAACUUUUCUAACCAGGAAGCUAGAGCUCCAGCUUUCUUCAGCCCCGCCGUCGGCGUGCACAAUUUCUGGUGGAGAGGGCAGUACUUCCAGCUGAACCGGAAGCGGGUGUCGAUAUUCGAGGAGAGCAACAUGUCGGGCCAGAUGUUCAGGGACCAGGAAGACUUGGAGAUUUCGUGCUUUUGGAGAAGUCCGGAACCUAUUAAGCAGCUCCUAGCCCACGCCAAGCAGCAGUACUUCCGCGACCACCAGGCCAGGACCACGGUGAAGCGGCCGAGCACCACUGCGGGUCGCCGGUUCGCGGGCCGGGUCGGUUGGUACCAGGUGGCGAGUCGGCCUAUCAGGGACAUCAAGACUGUCGUGCUGGACGAGAAGCAAAAGCUACAAGUGCUUGCUGAUAUUAACGAAUAUCUACAUCCUGAGACUCCAAAGUGGUAUUCGAAUAGAGGCAUACCAUUGCGGAGAGGAUAUCUUUUCCAUGGCCCUCCUGGAACCGGCAAGACGUCCCUCUCGUUUGCCCUGGCUGGGAUCUUCGGUCUUGAUAUCCACGUGAUAUCGCUUCUCGAGCCGAGCUUGACGGAGGAAGACUUGAGCAACCUAUUUGCCACUCUCCCGCGCCGUUGUAUCGUCUUGCUAGAAGAUAUCGACACAGCCGGUCUCCGCCGCCCAUCCCUCAACCAAUUCGACGACGGAACCCCGCAGCCCUCGGCCCAAGACAGCGCCACCGGCGGCAAAACCACCAGCAAAUCCGUCACCAAUAAUAGCGGUGGCGGCAAUAGUAACAAUAACAAUAACAGUACCAGUAACAGUAACGGGCCCCGCGACUGGAAAGUCAGCGACCUAGCGCGCGCGCUGAAGAAAGAAGGCGAAAGCGACCAGAAAAACGGCAUUUCCCUGUCCGGGCUCCUCAACGCGAUCGACGGCGUCGCGAGCCAGGAAGGCCGCGUCCUCAUCAUGACGACCAACACGCCCGAGCAGCUCGACGACGCGCUGAUCCGCCCGGGCCGCGUGGACCUGCAGGUGGCGUUCGCGAACGCGACGCGCGACCAGGCGAGGGAGCUGUUCCUACGCAUGUACGAGGAGGACCAGCAGGAGCCGGAUUUGCCCGACCUUUCUUCCCCUAACCCGCCCCAAGAUAACAAGAAGAAGCAGAAGAAGAAGGAGAAGGAGAAGACGGCGGCGAAGACGGCGGUAGAAGACCACCACCUCGACAUCCCCGUCUCCGAACUCCCCGCCGUCGCGGCCGCUUUCGGCGAAAAGAUCCCCGACGGAGAGUUCUCCCCCGCUACGAUCCAGGGGUACCUCCUCAAGCGCAAGAAGCAGCCGCGCAAGGCUCUCGAGGAGGCGGAUAUGUGGGUGGAGGGGUUGCUGCGGCAGAAGGCGAUGAAGACUAAGAUCUUGCAGGUGCAAUAAGUGAGGGAGUGAGUGAGCGAGUAUGUGUGGAAAGCUAUCUAGAGAUACAUACCUAGGCAAUGAGCAAGCAGUAAGUAGGUAGUCUGUAACAUGAGAAAAAAGGGGAUUUCACUGGGUAUGUCAAUGGGUCGGCGGGAUUGUCUAGUGAAACAUUAUUUUUGCAUAGAGGGAAAAGUUGGAUUACAUUAGCCGUCUGUCUCGGCGUUGGUUGGAGUUUGACGUCUCAUUUCUGGUGUCUGUAGACAUCUACACCUACCUGGUACCUAAACAUAAGAAGACCCCCUGACGGACGAAGUAAUAUGCACAUGUUGUUCAUCAAUGAUGAAUAUCUAAGAGUCCAAUUGAAUGAUUGAA